This is a messenger RNA of Lingula anatina, 1553 nucleotides long. RefSeq names its product ceramide-1-phosphate transfer protein-like. Gene Ontology annotation, molecular function: ceramide 1-phosphate transfer activity; ceramide 1-phosphate binding. Gene Ontology annotation, biological process: intermembrane lipid transfer; ceramide transport. The record is from RefSeq and is a predicted model, not a curated record. Gene Ontology annotation, cellular component: membrane; cytoplasm; cytosol. Lineage: Eukaryota; Metazoa; Brachiopoda; Lingulata; Lingulida; Lingulidae.
CGUCGAACACACGGAAAUGGCUGAGGCGGAGAAGAAAUUUAACUUGGAUCUUAUGUGUGAGGCGUUUUGUAAAUGCAAAACCGACGACGGAGAGCUUUUGAUGGAUGAAUACAUCAAGGCAUACCACCAGCUAAUAAACUUUAACAGCCUCCUUGGAACAGUGUUCAAUUUUGUAAACUGUGAUAUCAGAGAUAAAGUUCACAUCCUGGAACACCACCUCAAAUCUGAGCAGGGUGAACACUAUGCCACAGUUCAGAAAAUGAUCCUCUACGAAGUCGAAAAAGGAACAACAGCAAAAACCAGCAAGGUUGCGUCAGGGUCACGAACAUUCCUUCGCCUCCACAGAGCUCUUGAAUUCCUGGCCAGUUUUCUGGAUAAACUGGUCCAGGCCCAGGAGGGGGAUAAAGUAUCAUGGCUGGCAGUAGACGCCUACAGAACAACACUGAGUAAGUUUCAUCCUUGGUUGAUUAGGAAAGGUGCCGAGCUCGCGAUGCACACCUUGCCAACACAACGACAGCUGAUGGAGAAGAUAGGAAUGAGCGACGUGGAAGUGACGAAAACGACGUUACGAAAGACCAUAGUUGCAGCUCAGGAGGUCUAUGCCAGUGCACAGGACUUGUAUACAAAGCAUAAUUUGCUAGACUUGCCAUAAGACAGGUGCUCCAGCUAAGUGGAUUUUCUUGCAUAGAUGGGUAAAAAGACAGAAUUAGAAUGAUUCAUCAUAAUGCUGAUAUUGUAUGACUUAAUGCUGAGCUCACAUUCAGGUAAAAGUUGGAUCAUUUCUAACUUACAUGAAACACAAGUCAUGACCUCUAUUGUUACUGAAUUUGGCUAAAAUUGAAAUUUUAUUCACUUAGCCAGUUGAGAAAUUUCUAUGUUUUUAGCACCUGGGUAAAGUAUACUUAGUAGGGAAAGCCCUAAUCCAAUAUAGCUUGUUUCAUACUGUACUGGUAUCUCACAAAGAUACCCGGAGGACAAGAUCAGGUAUGUUUAAUGUGUAAAUUAGUAAUUAACUUAAUUGACCAUGAUGAUAUUAUAUUUUUUAAUGCGAUAAUGCUGUGGCUUUGUACAGUAGAUCUGCUUUAGAUGAAAUGGACCUCUGGAUACCUCUACGCCGUCUACGGUAACCAUAGAAAUACUUGAAUAACCAUACAAAUGUUAUGAUAAUUACUCAGUUGAUUUCAACAACAAUAAUUGAUACCCCCCACCCUUCCCCAUCAUAAAAAGUUUGAACAGUAAUACUUUAAAGUGAUGAUUCAGAAGUUUUGACAUGCGAGAUGGCUUCAUGUCAGUACUGUAAGUACAUUUUUGUCUAUUUAAGAUAUUAGGAAAGUGAGACAAUCUAAUUUUAAGUAGUAGUAGUAAUUAUCAUUACUAGAGGGUAAAUCUUGUUAUAACACUUAGUUAAACCUUUCAGUAUGGGAUCCCGGUGUAAUAAUCCUGUUUCUGUUUCUGCUUAGAAUUUUGGUCAGCUACUGUGCAAGUCAUAUUUCUCAACGAAUUUAAAGGGCUCUUACCUCAUAUUUCAGGAAUUUAUGAGAGCCUUAGAACGA